UAUCCUUGCACAAGGUGACGGAUGAUGCAGAGGUAGUUGGACGUUACGGAUUGGAUGAUGCAGAGGUAGUUGGACGUUACGGAUCAGAUGAUGCAGAGGUAGUUGGACGUUACGAAUCGGGUGAUGCCGAGGUAGCUGGAAGUUACGGUUCUAAUGAUAACGCGACGGCGUGCAUAUUAAUAUCGG
Sphaeroforma arctica JP610 is the source of this 186-nucleotide messenger RNA. RefSeq lists its product as hypothetical. The annotation marks the transcript as partial. NCBI's taxonomy places the organism in Eukaryota, Ichthyosporea, Ichthyophonida. The transcript has a single exon. The record is from RefSeq and is a predicted model, not a curated record.